CUAUUGAUGAAGAAGAAGAAAAUUGUUUUCACAAAGCUUACGUUUCAAAAACCAUUGAAGAAAUGAUGCAGCGAGAAAAUUUAUUUAAAACUUUGGAACUUUUAACUGAAAGGAUCCAAUCAUUAUGGGAACCAUUGUGGGAACCAUCAGGUGGUGGUGAUUCGUCAACCAAUUUAUCAGAUCAGUGGGCGUGGACUAAUUGGUCAAGUUUAAAAUUAGUUCUUGCAAUGGUAUAUAUUGAACGAUUGCGUAAGGCUAAUCCAUGUUUCCAUGGCGAACAAGGAUGUUCACAUCGCGUAUUUUUCAUCGCAUUCGUUAUAGCUUCAAAAUAUGUGGACGCAAGUUUUUCAAAAAGUUGUUCGGAAGGUGAUGAAACAUUAAUUAGGAUAGCAAGAAGGGAAAGAAGGAUGGACGAAUGGCGUUCAGAAGAUAAUGAAGGUUUGACUUUUCAAGAAUGUAGUAGUGAAAAUGCAAAAGGGGGAAUAUCAGGAAAAAGAAAAACAAAAAGUGAGGAUGGAAAAAGAAAACGAAAAAGGAGGAGAAGAACUGGAGGAAUAGAUUUUAGUUUAAAAGAUUUUAAAAAUUUUAGUAAUAAUAGAUUAAAUACUACAAUAUAUGAUUUCGAUAAUAAUCAUUUUGGAGGAUUUAUUAUUGGGGGUGAAGUAAUUAAUUAUGGAGAUGGAAUU
Messenger RNA from Dentiscutata erythropus, 686 nucleotides. Lineage: Eukaryota; Fungi; Glomeromycota; Glomeromycetes; Diversisporales; Gigasporaceae. The record is from the annotation of a GenBank genome assembly.